AUGGGACACGGAAGUAGUAAGAAUAAUGAACCAACUUCUUAUUCCAAAUCAGACAAAGCUGAAAACAAUGAACACAAUGACUGUUGCGACUCAAGAGGAAAACGAAUGGCACAAGGAGCAUUCAUGGCAGCCAAUCCAGCUGGAGCAUUGAUUGCAAAAGCUAUCCGUUCAUCGAAGAAAUUCAAUCAAAAUAAUACAGUUCGUUCAACGAAUGACGAUGAAUUUUAA
Messenger RNA from Adineta steineri, 228 nucleotides. The record is from the annotation of a GenBank genome assembly. Lineage: Eukaryota; Metazoa; Rotifera; Eurotatoria; Adinetida; Adinetidae.